Messenger RNA from Phalaenopsis equestris, 621 nucleotides. Its product is annotated as ribonuclease H2 subunit A. The record is from RefSeq and is a predicted model, not a curated record. The transcript has 5 exons. Bases 70 to 606 code for a protein of 178 amino acids. Gene Ontology annotation, cellular component: ribonuclease H2 complex. Gene Ontology annotation, biological process: mismatch repair; DNA replication, removal of RNA primer. Gene Ontology annotation, molecular function: RNA binding; RNA-DNA hybrid ribonuclease activity. NCBI's taxonomy places the organism in Eukaryota, Viridiplantae, Streptophyta, Magnoliopsida, Asparagales, Orchidaceae.
AUUUGAAGGAUUUACUUCAACUGUAUUGUUUCUCUGGGAGUGUCAUCAAGGUAGCUGUGAUCAAGGAAGAUGAAAUCAUCUACCUUACCGAAAUGGGCAUCAAAACCAUGCAUCAUGGGGAUCGAUGAAGCAGGAAGAGGCCCGGUUUUAGGUCCAAUGGUUUAUGGAUGUUUGUACUGUCCACUCUCUUACCAAAAUACGUUGGUGACCCUCAAUUUCGCAGACUCUAAAACAUUGAAAGAGGAAAAGAGGGAAGAACUGUUUGAGAACUUAAAGGCUGAUACCUCUAUUGGGUGGGAAGUUGAUGUGAUAAGUCCAAAGGAAUUAUCAGCUAAGAUGCUGAAAAGGGAGAAGAUUAAUUUGAAUGAAAUAUCACAUAACUCAGCUAUUGGCCUUGUCAAAAGGGUUCUUGGCAUGGGAGUUCUUCUGAGUGAAGUAUUUGUAGAUACUGUUGGAGAUGCCGAAAAGUAUAGCAUCAAGUUGUCUGAAUUAUUCCCAGGUAUAAAAUUUCUUGUGGCGAAGAAAGCUGAUAGUCUCUAUCCAGUGGUUAGUGGAGCAAGCAUAGUAGCAAAGGUGGAAAUCUUUUCUUGUAUAAUCAUAAUGUGAUUUGUCCUUGUUGUA